Molecule: messenger RNA, 600 nt
Organism: Chironomus riparius
Lineage: Eukaryota; Metazoa; Arthropoda; Insecta; Diptera; Chironomidae
Source: the annotation of a GenBank genome assembly
CUUGCGCACACACACAUACAUAAAGCCAACGUAAAUAAACAUAUUUCAGACACAAAAAUAUCUUUAAUUAAAUAAUUCAGAAAUGGAGCCACGAUCUAGAUCAAAAUCACCCAAACCAAGAUCUCCAGCAUCAAGACGAGCAGCAGCUGUUAGAAAAUUACGUCGAAUGAAUGAGGAACAGCUAAAAGCCGCACUGCUGAAAAAGAAGGAAUGUAAUGACAAGGCACAUAAAAUUGUGGAGAAGCUGAUUGACCCAAUUGAAGAUGAGAAAAUGCUGCUUAAGAUGCUUGUAGAUAUUAAUCAGUCACACUAUCAAGAUAUAACCGAAGAGAGGGCAAUAAUGAAACUUUGUGGAUAUCCAAUAUGUAAAGAGGUGAUAGAAGAGAUUCCAAAGCAGCAAUUCCAUAUCUCAGUAGCAACAAAAACAGUUUACGACCUAACAGACCGGAAGAAUUUUUGUAGUGGAUCAUGUAUGAAGAAAUCCAAUUUCCUUAAAUCGCAGCUGCUGACAAGUCCUUUGUGGAUGCGUGAUCAAGAAGAUAUUCCAGAUUUUAAGCUACUUUCAUUGGAUGACAAAUAAAAAUGAUAAUUUAUAAAGGA